GAAGUGUACUGUAUAAUAUUAGGAAUUGUUGAAAACGAAAGGCAUAGCCAAGAAUAUUUACUAAGGAUCUCGCCAUGUCAGUAAGGACUUACGGAGACAAGCCAGUAUCCUUUCAACUUGAAGAAAAUGGUGAAUAUUAUUGUGUCGGAUCAGAGGUGGGAAAUUACCUGCGACUCUUCAGAGGGUCCUUAUACAAAAAAUAUCCUGGAAUGUUUAGAAGAUCUAUAACAAAUGAAGAAAGAAAACGGCUCAUUGAUCUAGAACUCUCACAGCAUUCUUUGGCAAGCAGUGUUUCUUUGUUAAAAGCAUCAGAGGUUGAAGAUAUCAUAGAGGGAAAUGAUGAAAAAUACAAAGCUGUUUCAGUCCAUACAAAUGACCCACCUGCUCCAAGAGAAAGCAAAAGCAAGAAAAAUCAACAAUGGGUGACAUCUUUACCAAAUUCAAGUCACUUAGAUGCCGUUCCACAAGCUACCCCUAUUAAUAGAAAUCGAGUUGCUGCAAAAAAAGUUCGGUCCUUUCCACUUUGCUUUGAUGAUACAGAUCCACAGCUAAAUAUUGAAAACGCGAUGCAACCUGAAAUCUUGGUUCCUAUCCGUUUAGAUAUGGAAAUUGAGGGACAGAAAUUAAGAGAUACGUUUACUUGGAAUAAAAAUGAAAGUCUCAUCACCCCAGAACAGUUUGCCGAAAUUUUGUGCGACGAUCUUGAUUUGAACCCUUUGACUUUUGUACCAGCAAUUGCCCAAACUAUACGUCAGCAGCUGGAGGCUUUUCCAAAUGAACCUCCCAGCAUUAUAGAGGAAAAUUGUGAUCAAAGGGUUAUUAUUAAGCUAAACAUUCAUGUUGGAAACACCUCUUUAGUUGACCAGGUUGAAUGGGACAUGAGUGAAAAACAAAACAACCCUGAAGAAUUCGCUCUGAAACUUUGCUCGGAGUUGGGGUUAGGUGGAGAGUUUGUGACAGCUAUUGCUUAUUCAAUUCGUGGACAACUGAGUUGGCAUCAACGAACGUAUGCAUUUAGCGAGGCACCUCUGCCCACUGUUGAGGUACCAUUCAGGACCCCUUCUGAGUCCGAUCAAUGGGCACCAUUUUUGGAAACUUUGACAGAUGCCGAGAUGGAAAAGAAGAUUAGAGAUCAGGAUAGAAAUACCAGGAGGAUUAGACGGUUAGCUAACACUACACCUGGGUGGUAAAAAAGCGGUUUGAUUAGAAUUUCCAGGUUUAUACGAACUAGAAGUUUUGUGAGUACGUUGAGGAAAAUCUCCUUGUCAUAUUGAUUUUUUAAGAUUUUCUAAUUUUUUUAUAUAAAUUAAACGUUUAUUAUAAAAAAUCAUUAUUUAACACUUUGACCCCUGCACCCGGUUUCACAAAAAUUAUGUACCCGACUUAAAAUUUUUUCUUCAUAAAUUUGUUUUGAAAAUUAUUUGUCAAGACAAUAAGGAUACAAUAACAGUAUUUUUUUUUCAAAGUAGUGAUUUUAGAAUGCGUGUAUAUUUUUGAUACACGCAGUUCACAGAAGCUGACAUUUACUCAUUCCGGUUAUAUUAACCUGCAUGUAUGAAAACCAAUACACAAUUUUUUUAUAAUAAGUUUAUUCAAAAAGUAGAAAAACUUACAUUGGACUUAAAUUUACAUUUUUUGAAUAAAUUAUGUGUUUUGAAAAAGCAAUUUAAACAUAAACUUUUUUUGUCUGUACAUCCUGAACAUCUAGUAUUACAUUGUUUCGAAUUUUUGGAUGCAUGCGCUCUUCCGUAUCUUUCUGAGUAAUAGUUAUAACAAGCCACGCAUCUUCCUCUCUUUGCUUGUUCUUCCAAUCGAUGAGUUAAUGCUGGCAGGAGAGGAACAUCUUCAUUGUCCUUGCACAAACUCUCAACAAGGCUCUCCCUAAAAGUCGUAAUAUUCAUUUUUUUGUCUAAAGCUUUAUUACACAGUUUUCGUGCAUUGACAACGCUAGUACUUGCUAUGACUUCUAUCCCCACUUUCCGAUACCAUUUUAAAGAACGCCUCAUGGGAUUACUAUAGGAAGAUAUUUGGUCCGAGACAUCAAUGUAGACAGCGUUAUAUUCGGUUAUGAAUAUUCGCUUAUUUUUUAUACCAGUUCUUGUCUGGAUUUCUGUCAUUACUGGAGGCGAUGUAGUUGUCAAAAAAGCAACAUCUCGUUUGUCUACCCAUAUACCAACAACAACUUUCGUGUUGCUCGCUUGACACAGCAUUUAUCCGCGAUUUAAUUUUUGCUCAAAGACACGUUUAGGGUUGUAUUUUCUAUUUUUUCGCACGGUUCUAAUUAUAUAGGGAUUCCAAUAGAUUUUAACAUUUCUUUGUGAUUUGUGUCACUCCAGUUGGCGAGAAUUGAGUUUUUGAGAUAGACUCAUUGACAAUACCAGCAAUAAUCUUUUGAUGGGCGUACCGAUUUGUUUCGGUUACGAGAAGGUCAAGCAAUUCAUUAGAAACUAAUAGCCUAUAAAAAGAAAGCGGGCUGUCGUCAUGACGCGUUUCGACAAUCGGACCUAAUGUACUAUCCUCUUGUGAAUUUGGAAAUUUAUUUAGAUUCUCUUCAUUAACAUCAUUUCAAAUUACGUUUGGUUGUACUUUUGCCGCUUGAACUUGGGGACCAACUAAAUUUAUAUCUUGAUCUUCGUCAUCACUACUGGUAUCCUAAAAAUAGACAUAAUUUUUAUUAUUGAGGGUAUAAUAUAAAAAUACAAAUAUUACCUGUUGUGGCUGGUCUUGGUUUUUCGGUACUUGAGGUUGCUGUUGAUAUUUAAAUUUUUUAUAUUUUUGAUUAUUAUUUUCGGCAGAUUCCUCGCUAUCAUAUUCCAAACUCUCAGCGUCCCAUGGAUCUGCAUCUGAAUCAUCAAAUGGCUUGUCAAUAUCGCUAACAUCGCUUAAACUUUCAGCUAAAUUGGCAAGUUCUAACUCUUUUUAACUAACGUUUUUUUCUGCCGGGCAUAUUUGCGCGCAAAAAACGUCACUAGCAAGACGUACAAACACUCGAUCACCGAACUGUAAACAAACACUGAUCCUAAAAAUAAUAUUUGCCGGUAUUUAGAUUAAACGAGAUUUUUGCCAUGUUGCCAGACUUACAUAACAAUUUUUAACAACCUAGGAAAAAAACUAGUUACCAGAACCUAAAGGUAUUAAAAAGCCCAUACAAAUACGUGGUAACUGUGUUCGGAUGAAAUACACAGCACGUUGAAUACGCCAAAUAUCCGUGUAUCAAAAAAUAUACACACAGGCUAAUUUACAAAUCUUUUUGCGUAUUACUUUUGAUACACAUGGGGGUUAACGUGUUAAUGAUGUAAUAUGCGAAUGGGGAUUAUCGUUGGCAUAAUCGGAAAUUGUUGUAAAUCCAAAACAAUCAUUUUUACAGGAAACGCUAAAAACCUUAGUCUUUAAUUUGGUUAUAUGGUAAGUUUUAGAAGUUUUAGGCGAACAUAAAAAUAAUUUACACCAUGCAAAUGGAAAUUUAUUUUAAAUGCACUUACGUUUUCUUAAUUUAGUUGGUGAUUAAGCAAUUUAAGACCCAAGGAUUUUUAUAUUUUUUUUGGUAUGUUUAGGAAGCUUACCUUAAAUCUCUUAAAUUAAAACGAAAAAAAUGUUGGAUGACCCAUUUAAAAAAAAAAACUAAUAUUUGUGUUGUAUAUGAACCACGAUUUUCCUAUACUUCCAUUUACUUAUGGACACAAAUAUUAAAAGUAUACUAGAGUCUUAUCGCGGACUAAUCCCUUUUAUAUUGAUCUAACAUAUUUUUACUUUAUUCCUAUAUUAAAUUUAAAAAAAAUUAACAAUAAAAAACAUAACACUUUUUUAAAGAUGCGUUGCCGGAUUGUGAAGCUAUUUUAUUGGCUUUCAUCCCUUAUAUAUUAUGUUAUUACAUAAAGGUGUCGGGCCAGUUGGUUUACUUUCUUAGUUUUAUUGUCAUGUCGAUUUUUAUUGUACAAGGACUUUAUAGUAACUUGUGUAAUAAAUUACUUGUGUAUCUUACAUUUCUUUUACUUAAUUGAAAUUAUGUCGACAUAAUGGGAUGCGAUGGGUUGGGUUGAGUGGGGUUUGGUUGGAAUGGGUUGUUUUGAUUUUGGUUGAGUUUGGAUAAACACAUACCAGCGCUUACACUCUUUAUAAACAGAUGUCGGAUGUUAAAAUACAAGCAUUGAACAAUAGGAAAUUCACUUACAACUUGUAAGUAAGCCAAGAAAUUCCAAGUGAAAACCAAAAUUUAUUCCUUCCAUUGAAAUUGUCAAACAGUGGGCUGCCAGAGGCAGUUGUGCACAUAGGUCUCCUGAUGGACCCGUCUUGCCCCACCGGGGGUUACCAGAGCCCAAGGGUCUUAGAAAAACCGAUAAGACUCUCUGGUCUGAAGGACUUAAAGUCGCUCGGUGCACUGAAGGUGGUAUUCAAGUAUUUGAACCUAGCGCGCGUGAGUGCUCGGCACUCCCCGAUCACGUGGUCAACGGUUUCAUCCUCCUCCCAGCACCACCGGCAUUUCGGGUUGUCCGCAAUACCGAUGGUAUGUUGUUAAUAACUGCCGACUUUUACCUAGACUUUUGCCCAGUAUGGCAACACUGCCGUAUAUCCUUAUGUAAAAUUGACAUAUUGGAGAGUUUUCGCAUAGCAAUGUUUUGAAAAUGACGUCAUUUAGUAAGAAGUUUUUUUGAUUUUUUUUGGGCAGAAUAUGGUUCCAAAAAUAGAUAAAAAAUAUAGACCGUUUCCUUUCUUUCGUUGGGUCUUAAAUUGCUCAAGCACCAUUUAGUUUUUUGAAAUUGUUGCUGGAUUGGAUGUAAGAAAAAUAAUUAAGCAAUAACUUUAUGAAUACACUUUUUUUUGCAUAAACCUCGUAGCUUUGCAUUUGGCUUAAGCGUUUAACCUAAGCCGAAAUGCCGGCGAAGGGAUCAAUAUCAUUAUUCUUGAGAGCACGUUAAUUUACAAAUACAAGGAAAAGUAUAAUUUCGCAUUUAACAAAUUUCUGUCAUCCUCCUCACCUAUGUUAGCCUUCAUAGAUGGAUAGGUGCAAAACGCGUUCACGAAUAUCUCACCUUAAAAGCGUCUUAUACUAUUCUAAGGCUUUUAAUGUAAUUGAUCAUGAUUUACUGGUGUCAAAAUUAAAAUAUUACGGCUGUA
Molecule: messenger RNA, 5115 nt
Organism: Anthonomus grandis grandis
Lineage: Eukaryota; Metazoa; Arthropoda; Insecta; Coleoptera; Curculionidae
Gene: Snr1
Product: SWI/SNF-related matrix-associated actin-dependent regulator of chromatin subfamily B member 1
Exons: 7
Coding region: 75-1190 (371 amino acids)
Biological process (GO): chromatin remodeling; regulation of transcription by RNA polymerase II
Cellular component (GO): nucleus; nuclear chromosome
Molecular function (GO): transcription coregulator activity
Source: RefSeq, a predicted model, not a curated record